Messenger RNA from Chiloscyllium plagiosum (whitespotted bambooshark), 1426 nucleotides. The record is from RefSeq and is a predicted model, not a curated record. Lineage: Eukaryota; Metazoa; Chordata; Chondrichthyes; Orectolobiformes; Hemiscylliidae.
CCUUGUUCAAGAAGGGGAGUAGAGACAACCCUGCUACAGAUUACCUCCGGUCGGAGGAGACAUCCUGGCUAGCAGACAGCACUGAGACACAGACGAUGAGUGUGAUAACAGAGGUAGCCUCCAGAACAAAUCCGGCUGCAUCUUCUGACGUCAGUGAGUCACUUGAAGGGGCACAGUGUGUUGGCAGCCAACCAAGGAUUCAGGAUGGCAGAGGACGACGACAAAGGCCUGUGGGCACCUUCACAAUGGCAACAGCCUCACUGGUCGGCAUGGACACCGUGCUGGAGCAGGAAGAAGACAUGAGGAAUAUUGAACAGGGCCUCUCCAAUCUCACACGCUCCCUUAAGGCAAAGCGAACAUUGCUGAGUGACAGCCCGACCACAGCAAGGUGUGAGAGAGCGUUAAAGCUGCCUGUGAGAGCAGGCAAACUGACCGUGCUGAAAGGAGUGAAUGGGAGGACAGUAGGAAUCCAUCAAACCAAUAAGCUAGUGCUGAGUAAGAAGCUAUUGCUCAAUCCCACCAUGGCGGGAGCUGCAUGGAGGCCUGGACGUCAAACUCACAGGAAAUCCCGGGAAGUGCAACAUCAAGACUGUGGGAGGAAACUGCAGAGGAGCAUCAAACGCAACUCGCUGGUGGAAACCCUCAAACACCAAUUGUCCACCAUCUGCCUGUGGGACGAGACCAAACAGUCACUGCACUCGGUGAAAGCACGGAACGUCCGGUCUGUCCUUUAGCCACACAGCAGCAGAGCAUUCCACAACCAGGUCAACUCCACAGUAUCCCGCCCGUUCUCUCAUCGCCGACACUAUCACCCAACCAGACCUCUCACCUCGCUCCUCACCCACGUAGAUCCAUUAUUCACCCUCUCACCUGCAUAACACAUCUCCCAGCCACUCACCAAGAUCCUUCACCAACCUCCUAACCUCGCACCAGUCAACCCCUCAAACCUCCCAGCCCCAUCACCAAGACCCCUCACAUCUUACCCACUCACCAAGACUCCUACCCAGUCACUUCCACCCAGUGUCCUCCUUUAGCUACACUGCACACAUUCCAUUCUUUCACCUUCACUACCUCAUUCACCAAAUUUUACCUCUCCACUCAUUCCUCCAGUUGAAGCUAAGCACAGUUAAUGGGUUUUUUAAAAUCGAGAACAAUGUUUGAAGAAACAAAUAGAAAGUGAUUUUUAAAAAUAGAUUGAUGCUUGUCUUUCAGGGAGGGGCUAAUAGCUGUUCAAUAAGGUAAUUGGAGAUUUUUCUGGAAGUUUUCUUUUGUACCUCAUAUAAAUCUCCACAAUUGGCCAAUUCCUGUCCCAGAUACAGGUUACAGUGUCAGUUCAUUUCCAUGACCCAAUGUCAGUGAUACAACCAGACCCUUCCCCCCACCCCCACUAUUCCAAAGCAGCAUCCCCAACCCGACCCUUCCUACU